This is a messenger RNA of Naegleria gruberi, 756 nucleotides long. RefSeq lists its product as uncharacterized. The record is from RefSeq and is a predicted model, not a curated record. Lineage: Eukaryota; Heterolobosea; Eutetramitea; Acrasida; Naegleriidae. The coding region runs from base 1 to 756 and encodes 251 amino acids. The transcript has a single exon.
AUGACUCAAGAGAAGGAACCUCAACUACUUAUUGAGAACGAUAGUUUUGGCUGUGACAGAGCAGCAACCAUACAUUUUAGAGUAAAUGGCGUGAAUGCUAUCCCAGAAAUGUAUGACUAUGUCAAGAGUGAGAUUAUUGUUGAUAAUUACUUCCAGAUGGAACCAAUAUGCACUAUUGCACACGGAGAUUGGCCCAAAACAAGGGUUUCAAUUUCCAACGAUUCUACCAAUUCUUCUUUCAUUUACAAAGGUAAAGUGGGAAAAGAGGAAUUCGGCUCUAAUUAUGAACUAAUUCAACACAUCCUCCAAAUUAAAAACCAUGAGCCAUCCCUUGAUCAAGGGAUUAGCCAGGAGUUCUUUACUACUACAACAACUCUUCGUCACAUUUUCAAACACAAACAAGAUGAUGUAGAAUUACAUAUAUGUGUUUUGAAAUUAGGUCAAGAUAUGUAUUAUAACUUUGGAAAGAUCAGAAAAACAGGUAAAAUUGAAGACAGCAAAUUCAUUUUGCUUGAGCACUUGAAGAAAUUGACUGUUGUAGAUGAUAUGUUUGUCAUGGACCCAGUUAACACUCCUGUAAUCCAAAAGAUGUUACACGAGAUGAAUCCUUUACUAGAAUCUAUUGACAGCUAUAAAUUGCACCCAAUUGAUAAUAAGUAUGCCAGCUCAAUGUCUGGCACAGUUAUUAGCCCAUCUAUUGAGAACACAGAGCUGGCGAAAUUAAUGCACACUUUCAAAUACAUGGACUAUGAAUAA